UUCUCUUCAAGCUCCAACAACUCAACCAGAAUGUCCCUGUCACUUAUUUUUGAGGCCCGUGCCUUGCUCCAACAACACAACCCACAGCAGGCGCUCGAGCUCUUGAAGCCGCACCUGGAAGAAUUUAAGGACAAUACGCAGUAUCUCACGAUCCUCGCGGAGGCCUUGAUGGAAUGUUCCGACUUGGAGUCAGCUUACGAAGUUUUGACCAGAGCGGUGGAACUCGAUCCACGUGCUGAAACCGGGACCGAAAAGUUCUUCUACUUGGGUCAGAUCAUUGGAAGCCAGGAGGGUUUGCGUCUCUUGAAGGUGGGCAUUGAGCAGUUACACGCGAAGCUAGAGAUUGCAAAGAGCAAUCCGGCAGCUGCUUCAACUGAUUCCUUCAUUCUGGACUUGCUUGUAAGUCAUCACAGCAUUGAAGCCGUCACUGCCUACAUGGUUUCCAAGAUCAACCACGCCUUGUUGUCGUGUAUCGAGAUCUGGAUGACGGACUUGUGCAUGGAGGACGAGGCGGAGACGGAAUGCGAGACCUUGAUCCAGUACGCCUUGGCAUUUCAGCCGGAAAACCCGGAAAACUGGUCCACUUUGGGGAGUAUCCGCAUCUCCCAGCAGCGCAAUGAUGACGCCAGAGAGGCGUUGACCAAGGCCUGGCACUUGUUCGAUGAGAAGAAGACGCAAUUGGAGGGCUCUGCCAACUCCAGUAGUGCCGGAGACAGUGAUGUUGACUACACGGACUUGAUCCAGCCACUCUUGGCGUUGUCGCACCACUUGCUCAACAUUUUUGAGCUUGCGUUGGCCAGCUCUGCCUCCUCCGCCGUUCAGGACAUUGACGACUCUAACUUGGAAUCAUACUACUUGGAGGCAUUUGCCUGUUACUUACAGGUGAAACAGCAGAAGUUUGUGGCAAUGGCGUCCGAAGAGCAGGCAAAGUAUGAGAAUGACUUCCAAAGCUUGUCCAUUGACUUGGCGGCUGAUUCCCAAAGCGACGAGUUGGCUCUGUUGCUCAAACAGUCCAGAACUGCGCUUGUUGCCGGUUGGAAGUUGUGCCAGUCCGAUGCGGUCGACAUGGAAGACCCGGAUGUGGCCGAGUUGGGUCAGCAGAUCGUGGCAUUGUUGGAGGAAACAGGUGGGAAGGUGAAGAUGAGUGAAAUGAGAGAUGAGAAGUUUGAAGUGGAAGAAGGUUGGGAGAAUGAGAUUGACAUGAACGACUCCUAGAACGGCACGUUGGAUGUAAAAGCAUUCAAAGUGGCGAUGAUAAACAGUUACGAAGCGGUAAACUGUCAAGAGAAGAAUCUGUUAUAGAAAAUGGGUUUCACAGAGGCUUUAAUAGUAUGCUUUCAACUUCUUGCCCUUCCUUUUAUCGUUCAAUAGCCUCUGAGACCCACUCAUUGUACAAUAAUCUCUGGGACCCAUCUAUUGUAUAGUGUUUUUUUUCCACGAUGCAAGGUAAAAGCACCCGGUUUAUAUACUGGUAAUAAAGGUUAGACGUGA
Babjeviella inositovora NRRL Y-12698 is the source of this 1491-nucleotide messenger RNA. RefSeq lists its product as uncharacterized. NCBI's taxonomy places the organism in Eukaryota, Fungi, Ascomycota, Pichiomycetes, Serinales. Bases 31 to 1215 code for a protein of 394 amino acids. The record is from RefSeq and is a predicted model, not a curated record. The transcript has a single exon. Gene Ontology annotation, molecular function: protein binding.